AUGGCGGCUUCUCUACUGCUCCGCAGCGGCCUAUCGGCCUCCAUCGCACCGCGCUGCUCGCCCUCCGCCACCCACAGUAAGCCCGCCCUUCUCGCGGACCGCCUCUCCUCCUCCGCGGCCUUCGUGCCCUCCUCCCGUCGACACCGCCUUCACCUCCCCGCGCACCGACCAUCCGCGCGUGUGAACCAGCACCGCCACGCGCCCGCCGCGCCCAGGGCAUCCGUGCAGACCGUCGAAGCUGCGCAAUUGCCGCAGACCUGGUCCGCGUUUUCCGCCGCAAUCACCGGGGAAUGGGCGGGGUACUCAUCGGACUUCUGCCCCGACGGGAUAGAGACGGAGAUCCCAAGGGAGGCCAUUCCGCCGCCCUUUUGCGACUGGGGCCUCGCGCUCUUCGCGUGGCAAGCGCACAGCUCCACUAACGCGGAUGCUUCUACCGGGGAAGUCCAAACCGUCUCCGAGCGCUUCCUGCCGUCGCUUGGCUUUGGCGGCGGCGGCGGCGCGGCGUCGCGCUACAGCGUGGAUCGGCGCGCGGCGGGGAUCGGGCAGGACGCGGCGGGCGUGCUUGGCUUCCGCGACGACGGCUGCUACGCCGUCGCCUGGCCCGGUAAAUCCGUUUCCGAGCCUGCUUCCGAGCCUGGCGUGAACGCGGCUCACGUAGUGGUUCGGCAGGGCAGCGGCAGCGGCGACGCGUCGCAGUUCUUCGAGUUGGAGCACUGCCUCGUCGCGGAAAACCCGGACGCGCAGACCGACGGCAAGCCCGAGCGCGUGCGCGUGCGCGUGGUGCAGCGUUUUCAGAAGGGCGCGGGGGCGGCGGGCGGGGUGGGGGACGAGGGGCACCUGCCGCAGCUGCUGGGCAUGACGCUGUUCCGCGAGCGGUGGGUGGGCCAGUGGCGCGCCGAGCCCGACGGCGCGAACGAGUCGUCGGAGUUCGCGGAGGGCCCGCCCGUGGGCAUCGAGGCCGUGGAGGGGCGCUGGCUCGCCUCCGCCAUGCGCGCCGACCUCAAACUGGGCGACGAGUACGGGCGGCGGGGGGCGGUGGUGGAGCUCAAGCCGGCCGGCACUGAGGAGGUCACCAGGGAGCUCACAGACGAAGGUUCCGUGCUGCUUCCUCAGGGCGUGUGGUCGAGGGUGCUGCCAACGCCCAGUGGCGGGGUGAUCCUCAAGGCGGGCUGGCUUGUGGAGGCCGACAGGGCCAUCGUCUCUCGCUUUGACUACUCCGCCCAGGGUCAUCUCGAGCACAUCACGAUAUCAACAGAGACGCGCAUCAGCAAGAGACCAUGA
Closterium sp. NIES-65 is the source of this 1281-nucleotide messenger RNA. Lineage: Eukaryota; Viridiplantae; Streptophyta; Zygnematophyceae; Desmidiales; Closteriaceae. The record is from the annotation of a GenBank genome assembly.